This is a messenger RNA of Setaria italica (foxtail millet), 2670 nucleotides long. RefSeq names its product pentatricopeptide repeat-containing protein At1g09900. Lineage: Eukaryota; Viridiplantae; Streptophyta; Magnoliopsida; Poales; Poaceae. The transcript is spliced from 2 exons. The coding region runs from base 387 to 1265 and encodes 292 amino acids. Gene Ontology annotation, molecular function: protein binding. The record is from RefSeq and is a predicted model, not a curated record.
UGCCCGCCGCCCCUAGCUCUGCCUCCAGCUCGCCGCCCCUAGCUCUGCUCGGCCUCCAGCUCUCCGGCGCCCCCAGCUUCGCAGCGGACCACGCGCCCGCUUCCCCUAUCUCCGGCGCGGCCUUCUCCGGGCAGCAAGGCUGCAACCGCCGCUGCCAUCGCCACCACUCUCAGAUGUCGCCGCCGCAGUCACCCCCACUUCCUUAUGCCCUCCCCCUCCCGUCCCAUGCCCGCCUCCUACACCCACGCCGGCUGUCAAUCUCCCCCCGAGAUCACCUCCUCCGCUUCGCCUCCCUCGCGAAGGAGCUCUCCGAAUAGCCCCCGCCCCCGCCCCCGCCUCUUCCGUCACGGCCGCGGUCGCCACACCCGUACGAAUACAACCGCCUCAUGUCCGCGCACGCCACAUCCGGCGGCCGAUACGGCCCAGGCGCAGGCGCCGGCGCCGGCGCCGAGCGCGCCCUCCACCUGCUCGACGAAAUGCGGAGCCUCCUCGGGCGCCGCCCCGACACCGCCUGCUUCACCACGGCCGCCGCGGCGCUCUCGUCGGCGUCCCAACCUGGCGCCGCGCUCGCCGUGCUCAAAGCCAUGGCCGCGGACGGCGUUGCACCCGACGCCACCGCGUGCACGGUGCUCGUCGGGGUGUACGCCUGCCGCCUCCGGCGGUUCGACGCAGCCUACGAAGUUGUGGGGUGGAUGGCAGCGAACGGCAUGGCCCCAGACGUGGUCACCUACUCGACGCUGAUCUCUGGGCUGUGCAGCGCCGGCCGGGUGGCUGAGGCGCUGGGCGUGCUUGACUUGAUGCUGGAGGAAGGUUGCCAACCCAAUGCUCACACGUACACUCCCAUCAUGCAUGCCUACUGCGUGAGUGGAAUGAUACAUGAGGCCAAGGAGCUCUUGGAAACAAUGAUGGCAGCUGGAUUUGUGCCAAGCACAGCCACUUACAAUGUCUUGAUUGCAGGUCUAUGCAAGGCUGGUGCUUUCAAGGAAGUUGAUACGCUUCUUGAGGAGAGCAGUGCGAAACGGUGGGCGCCGGAUACAAUCACAUACAGUACCUACAUGGAUGGGCUAUGCAAAGCCGGCAGAGUAGAUAAGAGCUUUGCAUUGGUGGAUAAGAUGCUGUCAGAGGGGUUGUGUCCUAAUGAGAUUACUCUGAAUAUCCUCCUCGACGGGGUUUGCCACAGGUCAACUGCUUGGGCUGCAAAGUGCCUCUUGGGUGCAGUGCAGAAAUUGGAUGGCAUGUCAAUGUUGUCAACUAUAACACUGUGAUGAGGAGGCUUUGUGAUGAUCGGAGAUGGUUGGCUGUUAUCAAGCUUUUUGUCGACAUGGUCAAAAAAGGCAUGGCUCCCAAUAGCUGGACUUUCAGCAUUGUGGUCCACAGUCUCUGUAAACUUGGGAAGCUUUGUGGAGCGCUUUGCUUGCUUAGAAGUGAGGAUUUUGUCGCUGAUGUUGUGGCAUACAAUACUUUGAUCCGCCAUCUCAGUUUCUUGGGGAAAGCUUAUGAGGCCUGCCUUGUGCUUCAUGAGAGGAACAUCACCAGGGCUAUUAAGAGGGCAGAAGUUGAAGCAACUCCUGUGACCAGAAAGAGUCCUGAAAAGCUUUUGAAGUUUAGACUGCUUGGGCUGGCAAUGGCACCAUCAUUUUGACAGGCAUGUUGAUCUCCGAUCCAUUUCUUUUCUAUCUGAAUGAUAGUGUCUCCUUCUGUAAUGCUGAGGAUUGUCCUGGAAAAGUCAAUGACCAUAGGGGAUCUCUUGGGGAAUGCCUACUCAACAAUUUAAAUAAAUUCAGUAAUGUACAAAUUGUUUAAGUAAUGGAUCUUUUAAAAAAACAAAUGGCUAGCAUUCUAGGAUUCUCCAUAAAGCUCCAAAAAAAUAUGUAAGAUUAAUGAAUUGCGCGGUAGUUGCAAAUACAUGUUUGUGGUUAGAAUGGUUCUCUUAUCAUUUACAAUUCUAGUUUCAAAUUUGAUUGACAUUAUAAAAGACAAAAUCUGUGAAUGGUAUCUUCUAUCUUUUCUUUUAAAGAAUGUACGAAUGGCUCUUGUUUAUAUUUUUGUUUCCCCUUGUCCUAAUUGAAUUACGAUAUGAUUCUUUUUUAUGUUCAUAUGCUCAUACUAUAUUAUACAUAUAUUAGAAGUUAGAACCUUCAUGCCGCUGUUCAGUUUGCAAUAGCAAAAGAUGUGAGAUAAUAGCAAAUAACUGCUAGUCAAAAGUGCGUGUAACUCACAACAUUGUCCAAUGGUCUCUGUUACCUUAAGCUUCCUAUAAUAAGAAAAAGUUUCUUUCAAGUGACCACAUGUCUUACAGUAGUUACAUAAUGUUUUUUGUGAUAAAUGAUACUGCAGAAGAUCCAUCCUGGCUGGUCUUGUUGAAUGGACCUGUUUGUUGUUAUCUUGGGUGUUAGGCUCUUCGCGAUGUACAUUAUGUCCCGCAGCUUAGUUAGUUUAAAUCGCAAUUUCCAUAUGUGUUCUCUUUUUAAUUGAAUAUUCUUUCAAGGGUUCUCCAUUAUUUUCUUGAUCCUGAGAAGCUCUUAACUCUCAAGAUAUUUUCCUAUAGUCUAUUAAUAAUUUAGAGGGCAUAUUUUGCACAAAAUAUAUCUGGUGUAGUUAACUUACAAAGCCAAAGCCUUCGGAUUUGUAGAUUGGUCCAACCAUUGUGUAACCUUUGCAAUGCUUUGC